UUCCUGGGAAACAGACACAACAACGCUGGGAUUAGGCGCAAAAAAUGACGUCUCCCAACAUGUGCAAACGAGGUCUACUUCAGGUAAAAGUGAACAAAGUUUUCAGCAGUAGCCAAAUUCCACAUUCAAAAGUACCGUCAUCGGUAAAGGUUCAUAAACAUCAACAACUUCUAUUUUCCCGCAACACAGGGUUCCCUCCGAGACACUCUAGAAACAUCCUGUAAAAAUGGGUAAAACCAGAAAAGGUGCUCAGACACACAGUACUGGCCUCUGCACACUCUCUCGCCAUACGGAAGCCUCCAAGGGGGUGUGAGAAACGGUGCCCCUGGAAACAGGCAGGAGCAGCACCUGCUUUCUCUGCCCACGUUUCCUUCCAAGCACAGCACUGCGCAUGGCACGGGCUUCCUGGAACACCUGUAAGUGAUGCAGCCCAUCACUCACCAAGGAACGUCAAAUAAUGUCUGUGCCCAUUUCAAACUACCAGAGGCUGGUGGUGUGGAUUUGGAUUCAGGAAAGGUGAAGACAGAGUUAAAAACUUUCUAGAGGCGUCCGCGUGUUCCCUUGGCGGCUGUCUUUUCUCUCGUUCUGCUCUGCCAUGCCCUGCUCUGAAGCGACACCCACCAUCUCCCCCAGCAAGUGGGCUCGGCCUGCGGAGGACGCCAUGCGGCUCUGCUUUGUCUGGCUCUCGGAGCCCGCCACCGCCCCGAGCAAGCGGUCCGUGCGGGCCAUGGGCUACGACCUGUACAAUGCCUAUGAUCACACAGUACCACCUAUGGAAAAAACCCUUGUGAAAAUGGACAUUCAGAUAGCUCUUCCUUCUGGGUGCUAUGGAAGAGGAGCUCCCUGUUGUGGCUUGGCUGCAAAACACCUCAUAGAUGUAGGAGCUGGCAUCAUAGGUGAAGAUUAUAGAGGAAAUGUGGGUGUUGUACUAAAUUUUGGCAAAGAAGGGGCGCCUGGGUGGCUCAGUCGGUUGAGCGUCUGACUUUGGUUCAGGUCAUGAUCUCGUGGUCCGUGAGUUUGAGCCCCGCAUUGGGCUCUGUGCUGACAGCUCAGAGCCUGGAGCCUGUUUUGGAUUCUGCGUCUCCCUCUCUCUGCCCCUUCCCCGCUCAUGCUCUGUCUCUGUCUCUCAAAAAUGAAUAAACGUUAAAAAAAUUUUUUUUUUUAAUUUUGGCAAAGUUUGAGAAAAGGUGAUCGAAUUGCACUGCUCAUUUGUGAACGGAUUUUUUAUCCAAAAAUAGAGGAAGUUCAGGUUUUGGAUGACACUGAAAGGGGUUCAGGAGGUUUGGGUUCUACUGGGAAGAAUUAAAAUUUAUGCCAAGAAUAGAAAAUGAGAAAACAUACUUUUCUUAAAAAUAAAGUGUCUCUGCUUAA
Neofelis nebulosa (Clouded leopard) is the source of this 1371-nucleotide messenger RNA. Its product is annotated as deoxyuridine 5'-triphosphate nucleotidohydrolase, mitochondrial-like. The coding region runs from base 596 to 982 and encodes 128 amino acids. Gene Ontology annotation, biological process: dUMP biosynthetic process; dUTP catabolic process. Gene Ontology annotation, molecular function: dUTP diphosphatase activity; magnesium ion binding. The record is from RefSeq and is a predicted model, not a curated record. The transcript has a single exon. NCBI's taxonomy places the organism in Eukaryota, Metazoa, Chordata, Mammalia, Carnivora, Felidae.